AAAACUGGUGAUGAUGAUGACGAGAGUGAAGUGAGGCUCAAAACCCCGUGACGCCAAGACCCGGAUCAGGACAUCUCUCAGGCGACUUUCUCCUCUUUCAGUUGUGCUUGUUGCAUGCGGGGUUGGGCAACGAGCAAGGCGCUGCUGCCACUGCAGACGCUCUCGAACCUUGCUUUAUUCAACCUCAGUUACCAAGCAGAGAAAGAAACCUCUAUCUUCUAUAGUCUACUCUGUACUCGUAUCCAGCUUAUCCGUUGAGUACUAUUAUCCCGGAGUAAGAUCGCCAUCAUGGGAGACCCUGGCCUCGGACUAUCGCAGAUCCGGGGAAUCGAGCAAACUACCCUGCCUACUGAGGCGGAGGUGUCAGUCCUGGUGACAGGUUUUGGUCCGUUCAAAGCCUACGCUGCCAAUGCCUCGAAUUUGAUCUCUUCGUCUCUCCCAUCGUCGUUUACUCUCCCUUCGGCGGUCCCCUCAUCCGCGCCCCGAGAGGGUCUCGUCCCCACUUCCCGUCGUGUCUCCAUCCAUGUCCAUCCCACUCCGAUACCCGUGGCCUACUCGACGAUCCGGGAGAUAGUGCCGGCCAUUCUAGACGAAUAUGCAAAGAAUCAUAGUGGUCGACGACCGGAUAUCGUGAUCCAUAUGGGCAUAGCUGCAACGAGGGAUUGCUAUUCGGUGGAAACACAGGCACACCGCGAUGCGUAUCAUCUUUCGGAUAUCACUGGCAGAUCGGGAUUCCUAGAUGGUGAAAUGCAUUGGAGACAGUUAGGGCUGCCUCCGAUUCUAAGGGCCGGCUGCGCGACGGAUGUUCGUACAACAGUAAAUGCACCGGCAAUGGAAAUACCAGACACGGCUUUUGGCUCGAAAUCACAGCAGGCUGUGCAACGACAUGCACACCCACGCCCGCCGGAUGACCAUUUUGUCGAUAUAUGGAAGACAUUUGCGCCUCCUGGAGCGGAUCUUCGCAUCUCGAAGGACGCAGGUCGUUACGCUUGUGAAUUCAUCCUCUACACGAGUUUGGCACAGGCGUUUCAGGAAGGCCGGGACCGCAAUGUUGCUUUCUUCCAUGUUCCUCCAUCGUGUAAUGAUGAGGAUAUUGAAUAUGGGAGGAAUGUUGCGAUUGCCUUUAUCAAAGCGCUUGUAACAUCCUGGUUUGGUGAAAAGGCUAGAGAUACAUAGAAAUCUAUGGUUUCAUUAUAUAUAGCUCGCAUUGACUAGCAAGGGAACGUCAGCGCAACAACACAAUAAAUUCAACAUCUGCCCCAUUUCCACCAAUCUCCCUAUCCUCUCCUUACUCUUUAACCAUCUUUUUCUUAAUCAUAUAGAAAAUAGCACUAUACAUUCGCUUGACGCUUUCGGCAAUUCCCCG
This is a messenger RNA of Aspergillus glaucus CBS 516.65, 1366 nucleotides long. RefSeq names its product putative pyroglutamyl peptidase type I. The record is from RefSeq and is a predicted model, not a curated record. NCBI's taxonomy places the organism in Eukaryota, Fungi, Ascomycota, Eurotiomycetes, Eurotiales, Aspergillaceae. Gene Ontology annotation, biological process: proteolysis. The transcript has 2 exons. The coding region runs from base 289 to 1176 and encodes 295 amino acids.